UAUGUCAAGAUAUUACAUUUAUUCCUUUAAGUAUAUUACAUUUCUCUUAAUAAUUGUGUAAUCUUGAUUUAAUUGUUAGUCACAUUUGAGUAUUUACUUUUGUAAUCUAAGUUUCAUUUCUGGCUUUAUGUUAGUUUUGGGAAGUCAUAUCUUUGGGUCUUUAACUGUAAAAUGAUACUCUUUAGAUUUUUGAGAUAUCACUCUCUCCUGGUUUUUUAAAUUAUCUCUUUCUUUAUCCCCCUUCUUAGAUUCUUCUUCAGAUCAUGAUCUCUAACCUGAGUGUCCCUGGGUUCUGUCCCGAGUCAUCCUUUCUUCACUCUUGUCUACUUUACUUGUUGAGCUCAAGUGCUCCCGUGGAUUUAGUUACCAUCCCUAUGCUGAUGAUUCUCAAACCUACCUUUCCUGCUCCUGUAUCUUUGCUGACCUUCAGUCUUACAUGUCCAACCACCUUUCAGACAUCUUAAACUCUAAUGGAGACUCUCAAACGUCAUGUUUUAAUUACUGUAAAAGGCUACUGGUUGGUCUGCCAGCCUCCUCUCCCAAUUUCAAUCCAUUCCCUAUUUAGUCACCAAAGAGAUUAUCUGAAAAUGCAGGUCUGAUCAUGUCACUUUAAUUUCAGUGCUUUCCUUUUAUUUCUUAUUUAUCCUGUAUAGCUUACUUUGUGUAGUUUUGUAAGCUCCUUGAGGCCAGGUAACUGGCUUUUGCCUCUUUAUGUGUCCCCAGUAGUGUGCCUGGUACUGCUUAAUACAGAUGUUUAUUGAAUGAAUGCAGAAUAGGAUACUUUUUGUUUUGUUGUUUAUUUCUGACACUCCUUUAUGACCCUGAAGUGAAUAUUGCAGAAGAAAUCUCUACUUUAUGAACCUACAGGCCUGAGGAAUUGUUUUGCUAUACAUAUCUAGUUUUGAUUUUUUUUUCUACAUGUAGGAAGCUACAUUUAUCCUGCUACAUUUGCUUCUCUUCCCACUCCUAUAUCACUUUUUUGUGCCAUUUUUCUUUUGCCCCCUAGCAGAUGUCACUUGAGUGUUUCAGUUAACUCAGUUUUUGCUUGUGGGGUAGUGGUUUUCUCUAUUGUCAUGGAACCAGUCUUGUUAUACUAGUAUGUAUAGCUUCAAGUACUCUUGACUACUUUAGCUGGCUCUGUUCAUUUGACAUUCUUAUGGCACCUUGGAUUUUGUCCCCUCUUAUUUUCCUGUUUUGUAGUCCAGUAAAUCUUAUUGAGCUAUUAUAUCUCAAGGACCCCUUCUGUCUCUUGGUAUUCUUGAGAUAUGUUUACAAAUGUAUAUUCUUUUUUUUUUUAAUUAUUUUUUUAGUCAGUUUAGAAUAUUAUUCCUUGGUUACAAGAGUUACAUUAUUUCCCUUCCUCCCCUCCACCCAUCCUUCCCACAGCUGACAAGCAAUUUCAUUGGGUAUUACAUGUGUCCUAGAUCAGAACCUGUUUCCAUGUUGUUGGUGUUUGCACUAGGAUGUUCAUUUAAAGUCUACAUCCCCAAUCAUAUCCCCUCGACCCAUGUAUUCAAGCAGUUGUUUUUCUUCUGUGUUUUUACUCCCACAGUGUUCCCUCUGAAUGUGGAUAGUUUUCUUUCUCAUAGAUCCCUCCAAGUUGUUCAGGAUCACUGCAUUGCCACUAAUGGAGAUGUCCAUUACAUUUUAUUGUACCACAGUGUAUCAGUCUCUGUGUACAAUGUUCUCCUGGUUCUGCUCCUCUCACUCUGCAUCACUUCCUGGAGGUUGUUCCAGUCUCCAUGGAACUUCUCCACUUUAUUAUUCCUUUUAGCACAAUAGUAUUCCAUCACCAACAUAUACCACAGUUUGUUCAGCCAUUUAAAGGGCAUCCCCUCAACAAAUGUACAUUCUUAAAAUGAAACCUGCAAGAUUAUUUUACAUACUGUUAAGAGACCCAUUCUUGGAUCUGAACCUAUUCCUGCCUUCAGGCCUUCCUCUAGAAUGGAAUUUUGGGGGAGACCCAAGGUCAGUACUCACUAAUUCAGAUCCUAAAAGUUGUGGUUGGAUGACAGCAGCAAAGAAUUAAUUGAGAGUGAAGCAAGAAGGAAAAAGAAAAGAUGAAAUAAGAAGCUAUUUGUUCCUUCUAAUUGGGCUAGAUACCAAGAUGGAAGAUGUUUACCUUGACCUUGUUAUAAGAGGUUCCUCAUGGAUAAAUUUUUAGGGCAGUGUUCAUAAGCCAAACAUUUGCAUGUGAUUAAUUAUAGGAGAUAUAAGGGAGUUAUUGUCUGAGUAUAACUAGCCUCACUAAAUCAAAGAAAUGUGUCUGUGGGUCACACAGGGAGUAGAAUUUUCCCAGGACUGAGGAAGCUGCUACCUUUAGCAGCUAAGUCUUUUUGUACUGAUAAAAAGUGCAGAGGAGACACUGAAGGACCACUGCUGACAGAGCUGGUCUCACAACUCACUAGGGGUUAUUUAUAGCAAAAAUAGCUUUUACAGAAUAAGAUGGAGUCCGCAUGACUUGAAGCAGGGCUAUUUCUAAGGGGAGGGCCUAUGUGUUACAUAAACAUGUGAAGAAAGUUAGGAGUUUAGGCCUGGCUAUUAGAAUGAAGGGUGUCAGGGAAGCUCAUAGGAAGCUGCAAAUCUCAGGAAACUUGUUGAAGUAGGGCUCUGGAGCCAAAUCGGUAGGAUAAUUUUAUCCACUUUUCUAACAAACCACUAGUAAGCAUAACAUUAUUUGUUACACAUCGUCCUUGUCUGUCCCUUUCUCCCAUUGGUGUGUUCCUCCCAGUCUGUGUUUUGGAGAAGAGUCCAGGCGGAACAACCUUCCUGCCUUUCCUGGCUCUGCUCCUGACUUUUUGGACUUUGGUAGCCCACUUUUGCCACACUCUCCUCUUUGAACCUUCCUUUGAGUCUGUGAGCUCUUCCCUCGGGAACAUGUGCUCUGCCAGCCUGCUCACUGCUUUGUCCCAUGAGUGUCUCCAUUUUGGAGAGGGUCCUGGUCCUGCAAACUUCAGACCGCUUUCUGGUUUUCAUCCCUGUGGCGCUGUGCGAGCUUUUGGCACAGGUGUUGGAUGGCUGUUGCCUUACACUGCGACGGAGCUCGUUCUCUGCCAGGGAGUUUCCGUGAGAUAAAACAGAAGUGCUUAUUCAUCCUGUGUGAACAACGCACUUGCCGGAUUCUGGCCUUGAGCAGCUUUUGCCGUGGCUGUGUUCCCUUGUCAUGUUCUUGCUCGGGGGAUGUCUCCUGUGCUGGGGUGUGUCAUGCAAGUGUCGGGGUGUUCAGGACAGAGGCCGAAAAGUAUUUGUCAGCAGUGAAUCUUGGCCACAGUGUCUUCUGAACCAUUCCUUCUUCUCAGCGGUGACUGUCACAGGCCACAAGACAUCACUCUUCGAGACUGGUAGACAAGGAGGAUGAAAAGCAGGACCCAAUGACUGCUGGGAUGGACAGCAGACGCGCCUAGUUAGGGGUGAAUCUGGAGAUCAUAAUGCCUCGGAAGGAAAAGAACAUGAACCAGCAUGAUAAAGACUAGGAAGUAUAGGAAUUACCUGAGUUGUGAACAUCCGCUUUCUACACAUGUAAACAAAUGGUUAUUUGCAGGCUCAUCUCAAUAUCACGGCUGCAGCAAUAAUCAGAUAAUGUUCUCUGGCAGCUGGCCCCUCCUUGAUGUGUGCUACUCUUUCUCCUUUUCUUCUUCUUAUAUAUUUUCCCUGAAACAUCAGUUAAAGGGGCUGGUAUGGUAUAGAAUCAGGCACUGGAUUAGGAGUUAGAAGACAUGGAGGAAAGCAAGGAGGCCCAGCAGAUUGAAAAGGAGGCCCAGAGGACCCAGCUGGCCUCACAUACUUCCUGGGCAAGGCACCAAUACACAAUAUUGAUUCUCAGAUGGAAGGCAGCAGAAGGUGUGACUUUCAUUGGACCUGACACACAUGCUAUUCAAGCCAUGGGAGACAAGAUUGAAAGUAAAUUAUUAGCGAAGAAUGCAAAGGUCAACACAAUUCCUGGCUUUGAUGGAGUGGUCAAGGAUGCAGAUGAAGCUGUCAGAAUUGCAAGGGAAAUUGGCUAUCCCGUUAUGAUCAAGGCCUCAGCAGGUGGUGGUGGGAAAGGCAUGCGAAUCGCUUGGGAUGAUGAAGAGACCAGGGACGGUUUUAGAUUUUCAUCUCAAGAAGCUGCUUCAAGUUUUGGUGAUGAUAGGUUACUAAUAGAAAAAUUUAUUGAUAAUCCACGGCAUGUAGAAAUCCAGGUUUUGUGUGAUAAAAAAGGAAAUGCUUUGUGGCUUAAUGAGAGAGAAUGCUCAAUCCAGAGAAGAAAUCAAAAGGUAGUAGAGGAGGCACCAAGUACUUUUUUGGACCCAGAGACUAGAAGAGCCAUGGGGGAACAAGCAGUCGCUCUUGCCAGAGCAGUGAAAUAUUCUUCUGCUGGAACAGUGGAAUUCCUUGUAGACUCAAGGAAGAAUUUUUAUUUCUUAGAAAUGAAUACUAGACUUCAGGUUGAACAUCCCGUCACAGAAUGCAUUACUGGCCUGGACCUAGUCCAAGAAAUGAUCCGUGUUGCUAAGGGUUACCCUCUUAGACACAAACAAGCUGAUAUUCCCAUCAACGGCUGGGCAAUUGAAUGUCGAGUUUAUGCUGAGGAUCCAUACAAGUCUUUUGGUUUACCUUCUAUUGGCAAAUUGUCUCAGUAUGAAGAGCCAUUACAUCUUCCUGGUGUCCGAGUUGACAGUGGAAUCCAACCAGGAAGUGACAUUAGCAUUUAUUAUGAUCCAAUGAUAUCAAAAUUAAUUUCAUAUGGUUCUAAUAGAACUGAAGCACUCCAGAGAAUGGAAGCAGCUCUAGAUAAUUACGUCAUUCGAGGUGUUACACAUAAUAUUGCAUUACUUAGAGAAGUGAUCAACCAUAAACGCUUUGUUGAAGGAGACAUUAACACAAAGUUCCUCUCUGAUGUAUAUCCAGAUGGUUUUAAAGGUCAUAAAUUAACUAAAACAGAAAAACAACAAUUAAUGGCUAUAGCAUCUUCUUUGUAUGUGUCUUUCCAGUUAAGAGCACAACGAUUUGAGGAAAAUUCAAGAAUUCCUGUCCAGAAGCCACAAAUGGCAAACUGGGACCUAUCAAUCAAAAUAGGAGAUGAAAUUCACUCUGUUAUAGCAUCAAACAGUGGCUCAACAUUUUGUGUGGAAGUUGAUGGGUUGAAACUAAAUGUGACCAGUGAAUGGAACCUGGCUUCACCUUUAUUGUCUGUCAACAUUGAUGGCACUCAGAGGAUUGUACAGUGUCUUUCUCGAGAAGCAGGUGGACACAUGAGCAUUCAGUUUCUGGGUACGGUGUAUAAGGUCCGUGUCUUAACUGAGCUGGCUGCAGAGCUGAACAAAUUUAUGUUGGAGAAAGUAGCGGAGGACACGAGCAGUGUUCUGAGAUCGCCCAUGCCUGGAGUGGUGGUUGCCGUCUCUGUGAAGCCCGGAGACGUGGUAUCUGAAGGUCAGGAGAUUUGUGUGAUCGAAGCUAUGAAAAUGCAGAACAGUAUGGGUGCAGGGAAAACUGGCAAGGUGAAAUCAGUGCAUUGCAAAGCUGGAGACACAGUUGGAGAAGGAGAUCUUCUUGUAGAACUGGAAUAAAAUAUUAUCCUUAAUCAUCACCCAUUUUAAUUAGCUAUUUUUAUUACUAUUCUUUCACACCAAAUUUAUUCCGGCAUUUUACGGGAACACUCCUGUGCAGCAGAUUUUACUUGGUCAUAUUUAUUCCAUAUAUAGUCAAAACUAACAUUCUGCCAAAAAAUCACCAAUGGAAAUUUGUAUUGAUAUAAAUACUUGUACAUAUGAUUUGUACUUCUGCUGUGAGAUUUCCUAGUGUCAAAAUUAAAUCAAUAAAACGGAACAUUUGUCUAAA
This is a messenger RNA of Monodelphis domestica (gray short-tailed opossum), 5820 nucleotides long. Lineage: Eukaryota; Metazoa; Chordata; Mammalia; Didelphimorphia; Didelphidae. The record is from RefSeq and is a predicted model, not a curated record.